Caenorhabditis briggsae is the source of this 19422-nucleotide messenger RNA. RefSeq names its product Protein CBR-FRM-1 (gene Cbr-frm-1). The record is from RefSeq and is a predicted model, not a curated record. Gene Ontology annotation, cellular component: plasma membrane; cytoskeleton. The coding region runs from base 1 to 19422 and encodes 6473 amino acids. Lineage: Eukaryota; Metazoa; Nematoda; Chromadorea; Rhabditida; Rhabditidae. Gene Ontology annotation, molecular function: structural molecule activity; actin binding. The transcript is spliced from 14 exons.
AUGGGUACCGACAGAGAUCCCGGAGACCAAAAACCAGCGACACCAGCGCCCCAUCACAAUCCAAAAAUGCAGGUGGCCCAAGUGCUUCUUCCAGACGGAGUCAAGAAGGAGUUUGAGGUUAAUGUAAGUGGAAAACAGGAAAAUUUGGCUCAAAUAAUUGACGAUAAAAAUUCGGAAGGAGAAGCGCUUUUCCAUCAAGUCACUCGUGACUUGUCAAUCGAGGAACGCGAAUAUUUCUCACUGUGUUUCUAUGAUAAGGAGGAGGGAACGCGACACUGGUUGUACAAUGACAAACAGAUUGCAAAACAGAUUAAAGGUCUCCCAUGGGAAUUCUCAUUCGAGGUCAAAUUCUACCCAACGACCCCAACAACAAUUGUCGAUGAUCAUGCUCGCUACUAUCUUUUCCUUCAACUACGUCGUGAUCUUCUGACAGGACGUCUUCCAGCCACACCAGAAACUCAUGCUCUUCUCGGCUCGUUUGUCGCUCAAAUCGAGUUCGGAGACGCGCCAGCACAUAUUGCCGAUGAGUAUGAGAAGUAUAUUGUGGGCGCGAAGCUGGUGCCAUCAGCCAACGCCACACCGGAGACGUUCGCCAAGAUUGCCGAGUUGCAUCGAGAACUAAGAGGACAGACGACAGGAGAAGCAGAGUGUCUCUUUUUGGAUCAUUGCAAGCAUUUGGCUCUCUACGGAAUUCACAUUUUCAAGGCUACCGACAAAGACAAGAAGCCAGUGGACAUUGGCGUCGGCGCCGCAGGCAUCAAUGUCUAUCAAGACGAGCAGAAGGUGCAUUCGUUCAUCUGGCAAAACAUCAUCAAGAUUGGAUACAAGCGUACCUAUUUCUCGGUGAAACUGAAGGCUGGAACAAUUGGAAAGGAUGAGAAGACGUUGUACUACAAGAUGCCAACUCAUGUCGCAUCGAAGCGCGCGUGGAAGUGUGCCGUUGAGCAUCAUACGUUCUUUAGACUCAUCCAACCCGAGGACCGUCCACAUAAGUCGUUCUUUAAUUUCGGCUCACAACGCUUCCGCUAUCAGGGACGCACGCAAUUCCAGACGAAAAUCGCGUCGCAAAUGUUUGACAAACCGUCGACUGUCGAUCGAGCACCAUCUGCAAUGUCUCAGCCGAUUGCUUCCGCCGAGGAUCAAAAGCUCCAGACGCUCAAUCUAACGGAUUCUGAAUUGGAGCAACGUCAAUUCGAGCGAUACCGCCGCGCAUUGACACCCAAAUCCUACACAUCCUCUCGCCAAGACGAUGACGCGAUCUCGAAUGCCACAUUUGCCAAAUACUCUCGUCCCUCCACAAUGCUAGUUGUUUCUACGUCGGGGCACCAUCAGCAGCAGCAACAGGAUCUAUCCUACUCACCCAGAGACGACUCAUCUCAGUACUCCUCAGCCGCUUAUUACAUGUCUGAACGAUCCUCUCUUCGAACGCCUUCGUCUGCCUACUAUCCGCCUUCGGAGUAUACCAGUCCGACGAGUCCAGUCUACUACGAAGGACAGCAUCAUGGAGAGUAUCAUGUGCAGAUGAGACAGACAGAUUCAUCUGGAAGAAGUGGAGCUCGUCGAAACUUGUUUGGUCGAUCAUCCGAUGCUCGAAGUUCGGCAACUAAUAGUGUCCGUCUAGUCUCAUUCCACGAGCCUGUAGAUCCGAACGAACCGAUUCCGAACACCUAUCCAACCAACGAGUUGCCACAGAUUCCUAUCGAACGAAUUGUACACGUCUAUCACGAAGGACACUACGAUCGGCUGAGUCCCAGACAUCAGCAACAGCGCGUCGAACUCCCAUAUGGGUUUGGAAACUACACUCCACGCAACGGUGUAAGCCACGUGGACAAUCUACAACCUGACGGGGAGAUGGAUCAACAGCCAAUUCGAUUCUAUGUAGAUGUUAGACAUAGUGGAGCCAGGCGUCGUGACCCAGCGAAACGUCUCAGUCAUCCAGGAAAGGAGGAUGUGAAGGAGAAGAUUGAUCUGAAGGAUUAUGAAUUCUCUGCAGCCUCAACUAGUGAUCCACUUCAUCGGACGGAGUUGAGCCGUGAGGUUCAACCAGUCAACAUCCAACAAUUCACAAGACGCUAUCACUCUGGAGACUCCACUCAGAAAACAGAGCCACCCAAGUAUCGAUUGAUCACUCAUGUUCAUCCAUUAGUGGUGAGCAAUGAUGGAAAGAAUGGAGGAGGACAAUCUUCUUCCAAUGUCACAGCCACUAUCUCCCAGCGUGAGCAAGUUGUUUCCACCAAGGUUCGACGGGAAUCCCCAGAUGCUGAUCGACGGGUCCGUUUGUCGGCCAGUGUGGAUCGAAGUGGAAAUUUGACUGAUACUACUGAAGAGAUGACUAGAAGCUCAGCGACAACCACGACAGUAACCACUACCACCACUGUGAUCACUUCUGAUUUGGUUCAGAGUUCUGAGGAGCACAGGAAGAAGAAGGAUAAGAAGAAGAAGACACCCAAGAUCCCACCGUCUUCCUCUCCAGUGCCUUCUCCAUCCAGUCAAGAGAGCCGGAGUCGUUUCGGAGGAUUCUUCACUACCAAAAAAUCCAAAGGCUAUCCUGAAUCCUCGCAUGCUUUCUCUGGAGACUUGGACACGACCAAACGUGCCGGAGAGCUUGAGCCAUCUGAUUACGAGCAUCCUCAUCCAGUGCCAGCCUACUCUCCAAAGCCAACCACUGCCGAAUCGACUUCCCAAGAACACCCCUCCAAAACGAAGAAACGACACAGCCACGUGGAGACUCCUGAAGUUCCCAAAAAGUACCGCUUGAUCGCUCGCACUCGCCACGAAGGAGAUGAAGAUGUUGUUGAGAAGCCUGAAACUUAUGGAUUCUCAUCUGGAGCACAUACUGGACCAGUUGAGGAGAUUGGAAGACGUCGAGAACUGGAGCAGGCUCCAUUGGGAGCGCAGCCUAGAACAUGGGCUUAUGAGAAGAUUGAGGAUACUGUGGUACCAGUUGGCAAGCAACAGAAGAGUUCGAAGAAGGUUCCUGCAGAGGAACCAGAGAAGAAAGAGAUCCGUCUGAUUGCAAAAGUUCGUUCUGAACCAGAAGAGCCAGACUCAUCUAGACAUUCUGAAACUCCCAAGUCCCGUUUCGGAUUUUUCUCCAGGACCACCAAAUCUUCUAGACCUGGCUAUUCAACGACUUCUGAAGCAUAUUCUGGAGAUCUGGAUACCACCACCCGCGUCCAGGAUCUUGAUAGAUCCUCGUUCGAUCAUCCAGAAUACCCAGCCUACGUUCCGAAGCCGAAGGAAGAAGAACCAUUCGAGCAUACCCAGACACCUACGACAUCUCCAAUAGAGAAAAAAACCAAGAAGACCAAGAAGAUUGUGGCCGUUCCAUCUGAAGAGACAGAGAAGAAGGAAGUUCGUCUGAUCGCUCGUGUGAUUAAUGAACAGGAACCAGAAGCUACUGAGUCAUCUGAAGUGACUCAAAAGCCCAAGAAGGAGUCUUCCAGUCGCUUUGGAUUCUUCUCGCGGACCACUAAGACUACCAGAACUGGCUACCCUGAAUCUUCCGAUGCCUUCACCGGAGACCUGGACACCACCAAACGCUCCGACGAUUUGGAACAUUCAGGAUUUGAGCAUGGAGACUACCCAGCCUACAAGCCGAAGCCUGAAGAAGCCUACGAACCAUCUGUCCGAAGCGAUUCGGAUGUUGUCGAAGCUCCUGCUGCCUAUGGAUUCCCAUCUACUUCAUACGAUGGUCCAUUGGAGACGACUGCUUUGGAAAGAGAUCUAGAACAUUCGAGAAUCUCUGGAGUCUAUCAUGAUGGAUUCUACACCAAGUUGAGUGCCAAGAAAUCUCCUGUGCUGGCGGUGAGAAAACAGAAGAAGGUGAAGAAGGAGGAGGAACCACCAAGAGAAGUUAAAUUGGUUGCUAGGUACCUGCCAACCGAGCCAGAAGAAUCUCAAAAGUCGAAAUCCAAGAAGACCUCAAAGACCACCCAAGCUGCUGAUUCUUCGGAAUCCUCCCCAACCAGAAUCAUCUCCGAAACCGAUCCAGUCGUCAGUCAUGAGAAGAAACGGUACCGUCUACUCGCUAGAUUCCGUCACGAGGGAGAAGAAGACGUCGUUGAGAAGCCGGAAGCCUAUGGAUUCGAUUCAGAAAUCUACCAAGGAACACUUGAUGAUAUCCGACCAUCUGGAGAGAUCGAUCAUGCGCCAUUGGAAGACUACUCGAAAGCUCCUUGGGUUGCACCGGUUCCAGUUGUUGAGAAGAAGGAGAAGAAAGUGAAGGUUGCGAAGAAGUCUGUGCCAGAAGAACCAGAGAAGAAGGAGAUCCGACUGAUAUCCAAGAUCAAGACAGAGCCAGAAGAGGAGCAAGUUGUCGAUUCAUUCAAGGAAAAGAAGCCAAAGAAGGAAUCUUCGUCCAAGUUUGGAUUCUUUACUAAAUCUGCCAAGAAGACGCCAGCUGGCUACCCAACAACUUCCGAUGCCUAUGCUGGAGAUCUGGAUACUAUGAAACGCUCUCAUGACCUCGAAACCUCGACAUUUGAACACGCUGAAUAUCCUGAAUACAUUCCAAAGAACAUCAUCGUUGAAGCUGUCCGAGUACCAAAGAAAACCGAGAAGAAGCGUUACCGAUUGAUCACCAGAUUACGUCAUGAAGGAGAAGAAGACGUUGUUGAGAAUCCAAAUUCCUAUGGAUUCUCUACUGAUGCUCACGUUGGACCAAUUGAUGACAUCCGACCAUCUGGAGAAAUUGAGGAAGCCCCACUUGAAGCAGUUCCACGCCAAUCAGAGUAUGGAAUUGUUGCGAAACCUUCCGGUCCAGCAGUCAAGGAGACGAAGACCAAACCUCCGAAGAAUGUUGCUGUUCCAGUGGAAGAAGAACCAGAGAAAAAGGAGAUUCGUCUGAUCGCCUACGUCAAAUCGGAACAGGAACACGAUCCAUUGGUUAAGUCGGUUAAGGAGAAGAAGCCAAAGAAGGAAGUAUCUUCCUCCCGAUUUGGAUUCUUCUCAAGAUCCAGCAAGACUCCAGCUGGUUAUCCAACAACUUCUGAUGCUUAUUCUGGAGAUUUGGAUACUACCGAUCGUGUCUAUGAUAUGGAGCAGUCUUCAUUCGACCAUCCAGAGUAUCCUGCUUAUGCUCCAAAAGUUACUGUCACUGAGACCCCAGAAGUUCCAGCUGAGCCAGAAAAGAAACGCUACAGACUGAUCGCCAGGUGGAGACAUGAGGGAGAUGAAGACGUUGUUGAGAAGCCAGACAAGUAUGGAUUCUCAACUGAAGUUCAUGAUGGACCACUCGAUGACAUCAGACCAUCUGGUGAAAUCGAACAUUGCCCACUUGAAGCUGUUCCUGGACAAUGGGAAUCUUGGAAGGUUGAGAAACCAGCCAGUCCUCUUGUUGAGAAGAAGGCCAAGUCUCCGAAGAAAGCCAAGACUGAAGUCCCCGAAGAACAAGAAAUUAAAGAAGUCCGUCUCAUCGCCAGAAUCAAGUCAGAACCAGAACAUGAAUCAGUUGUUGCUCCAAUUAAAGAAAAGAAGCCAAAGAAGGAAUCUUCUUCCAAAUUUGGAUUCUUCAGUCGCUCUGCCAAGAAGACUCAAGCCGAUCAGCCAACUACAUCGGAACCCGAGACUUUUGAAGCCCCAGCUGGAACCGAGAACAAACUCUACCGUCUUAUUGCCAGGUGGAGACACGAAGGAGAUGAAGACGUCGUUGAGAAGCCUGAUGCUUACAAGAUGUCUUCUGAAGUUUAUUCUGGAGAAUUGGAGAACAUUGGACCAUCUGGAGAAAUCGAUCAGUCUCCACUCGAUGCUCUUCCUGGACAAUGGGAAUACUCAAAACUUCCAGUGGCCCCAAUUGCUACACUUGAAAAGAAGACCAAGUCUCCAAAGAGGGAGAAGACUCUAGUAGUAGAAGAACCAGAAAAGAAGGAAAUUCGUUUGAUCGCCUACGUCAAGUCAGAGCAGGAACACGAUCCAUUGGUUGAGUCAGUUAAGGAAAAGAAGCCGAAGAAGGAAGGAUCUUCCAAAUUUGGAUUCUUCUCCAAGACCACCAAGACCAAGAAGACUCCUGCUGGCUACCCAACGACUUCCGAUGCGUACACUGGAGAACUCGACACCACCGACCGUAAUCCAGAAAUGGGAGGAUCUUCAUUCGAGCAUCCAGAGUAUCCAGCUUAUGCUCCAAAGGUUACUGUCACCGAAAUUCCAGAAGCUCCAGCUGAGCCAGAGAAGAAGCAUUUCCGAUUGUUUGCCAGAUGGAGACACGAAGGAGAUGAGGAUGUCGUUGAGAAGCCAGAUGCCUAUGCAUUUGCUCCAGAAGUCUACGAUGGACCACUCGAUGAUAUCCGCCCAUCUGGAGAAAUCCUACAUGGUCCUCUCGAAGCUGCUCCAAGCCAAUGGGAAUACUCAAGACUCCCAACUCCUGCUGCUACUCCUGAGAAGAAAGCCAAAUCUCCAAAGAAACAAAAGUCACCGAAGAAGGAGAAGACUCCAGAACCAGAAGAACCAGAAAGCAGAGAAGUCCGUCUUAUUGCCAGAAUCAAAUCAGAGCAAGAAGUCGAGCCAGUUGCCGAAGCGAUUAAGGAAAAGAAACAGAAGAAGAGAGGUUCCAAGUCGAAGAUUUCUACCUUCGGAUUCUUCCAUCGCACUCAGGAACCAUCGACUUCUCACUUCCCAACUUCUGAAGUCUACACUGGAGAAUUGGAUACGACUGGACUCCAUCGUGACAUUGAUCGAACUCCGUUCGAUCAUCCAGAGUACCCAGCUUAUGCUCCAAAGACUAAUGUUGAAGAAACUCCAGAAGCUCCAGUUACAUCUGAAAAUAGAUUGUAUCGUCUGAUCGCCAGAUGGAGACACGAAGGAGAUGAAGACGUCGUUGAGAAGCCAGAUGCUUACAAUAUUUCUUCUGGAGUUUAUUCUGGAGAAUUGGAAAACAUUGGACCAUCUGGAGAAAUCGAUCAGUCUCCACUCGAGGCUCUUCCAGGACAAUGGGAAUACUCAAAACUCCCAACUUCAGCUGCCACUCUCGAGAAGAAACAGAAGAAGGCCAAGUCUCCAAAGAAAGAGAAGAUUCCAACACCCGAAGAACCAGAAACCCGAGAAAUCCGUCUAGUUGCUAGAGUCAAAUCUGAACAAGACGUCGAACCAAUCCUGGAAUCUCCUGUCAAAGAGAAGUCGCCAUCCAAAUUUGGGUUCUUCUCCAAGAUCACCACGAAGACCUCGAAGACUACUGGCUAUCCAGAACAAACCGAGCAUUUCUCUGGCGAUUUAGAUACCACUAAUCGAUCUCAUGAGUUUGAGGGAACGUCUUUCGAACAUUCUGAACAUCCAGUCUACUCACCAAAGAAAACCGUCGAGACUCCAGAAGUUCCCCAUGAGACUGAGAAUAGACUUUACCGUCUGAUCGCUAGAUGGAGACAUGAAGGAGAUGAGGAUGUGGUUGAGAAGCCGGAUGCUUAUGCGUUCGCUCCAGAUGUGUACGAUGGACCACUAGAGGAUAUCCGCCCAACUGGAGAAAUCGAACAUGGUCCUCUCGAAGCUCUUCCUGGACAAUGGCAGUAUUCGAAACUUCCAACUCCAGCUGCCACUCUCGAGAAGAAACACAAGAAGGUCAAGUCUCCAAAGAAAGAGAAGAUUCCAGAACCAGAAGAAGCAGAAACCAAAGAAGUCCAACUCAUUGCUCGUAUUCGAUCCGAAACCGAGGAGGAGCCAACUGCCGAACCUGCCAAGGGAAAGGAGCCGAAGAAGGAAUCUUCGUCUAAAUUCGGAUUCUUCAGUAAAUCUGCCAAAAAGACUCCUGCUGGAUACCCAGCACCUUCUGAUGCCUACACUGGAGAAAUUGAUACUACCGAUCGUAAUCCAGAAAUGGAAGGAACCUCAUUCGACCAUCCAGAGUAUCCUCCGUACGAUCCAAAAGUGAAGGAAACUCCUGCAUCACCGAAGAGUCAACGAUCUGAAACUCCAGAUCGCAUUCUGGUUGAGAAAAAGACCUACCGCCUCAUUGCUCGCUAUCGUCAUGAUGGAGAAGAGGACGAAGUGGAGAAACCAGAAUUCUAUGAAUUCUCUCCAGAGAUGUACACUGGAGAACUUCAAGAGACAUCUUUGAAUGCAGAAAUCGAUCAUGCUGCACUGGAUGUUGUGCCAUCUAAAACACAGUACUCGAAGCUUCCAGAAAGUCCAGUGCUUCAAAAGAAAGCCAAGUCUCCCAAGAAGACCAAGGUGGAAGUGCCUGAAGUGCCAGGAACCAGAGAAGUCCGUCUCAUCGCCAGAAUCAAGUCAGAAUCAGAAGAUGAUCCACUGGUUGAGUCGGCUAAGGAGAAGAAGCCAAAGAAGGAAUCUGCCAGAUUUGGAUUCUUCUCUAGAUCCAAUAAGACUCCUGCUGGAUAUCCAACGACUUCCGAUGCCUACACUGGACACUUGGAUACCACGGAUCGUAAUCCAGAAAUGGAAGGAUCUUCAUUCGAUCAUCCAGAAUAUCCUGCUUAUGCUCCAAAGAUUACUGUCACCGAGACUCCAGAAGUUCCAGCCGAACCAGAGAAGAAGCGGUACAGACUGAUUGCCAGAUGGAAACACGAAGGAGAUGAAGACGUUGUUGAAAAGCCAGAUGCCUAUGCAUUCGCUCCAGAAGUCUAUGAUGGACCACUCGAUGAUAUCCGCCCAUCUGGAGAAAUCGAACACGGUCCAUUGGAUGCUGCUCCAACCAAAACUCAAUACUCGAAGCUCCCAGAAAGCCCUCUUGUUCAAAAGAAGAUCAAAUCUCCCAAGAAGAUCAAGAUGGAGGAACCAGCUCAGCCAGAGAAGAAGGAGAUUCGUCUGAUUGCCAAAGUUAGAUCAGAGCCAGAAGAUGAACCAGUUGUUAAGUCGGUUAAGGAGGAGAAGCCAAAGAAGGAAUCUACCAGAUUUGGAUUCUUCUCUAGAUCCAGCAAGACUCCAGCUGGGUAUCCUACAACUUCUGAUGCUUAUUCUGGAGAUUUGGAUACUACUGAUCGUGUCUAUGAUAUGGAGCAGUCUUCAUUCGACCAUCCAGAAUACCCAGCAUACGUUCCAAAAGUUACUGUCACUGAGACCCCAGAAGUUCCAGCUGAGCCAGAAAAGAAACGCUACAGACUGAUCGCCAGGUGUAGACAUGAGGGAGAUGAAGACGUUGUUGAGAAACCUGUCAAUUAUGGAUUCUCGACUGAAGUUCAUGAAGGACCACUCGAGGAUAUCAGACCAUCUGGAGAAAUCGAGCAUUCUCCACUUGAAGCUGUUCCAGGACAAUGGGAAUCAUGGAAGGUUGAGAAACCAGCCAGUCCUGUUGUCGAGGAGAAGACCAAGUCUCCGAAGAAAGCCAAGGCUGAAAUUCCGGAAGAACCAGAAAAGAAGGAAAUCCGUCUGAUUGCUCGUAUCAAGACAGAGCCAGAAGAUAAACCAGCUACAGAGCCAGUCAAAGAGAAGAAACCGAAAAAGGAUUCUUCUUCCAGAUUCGGAUUUUUCUCUCGUUCCAAAACCGCCAAGACUCCACUCGGUUACCCAACAACUUCCGAUGCCUACACUGGAGAUUUGGAUACCACCGAUCGUCAUCCAGAAAUGGAAGGAUCCUCUUUCGAUCAUCCAGAGUAUCCUGCUUAUGCUCCAAAGAUUACUGUCACCGAGACUCCAGAAGUUUCAGCUGAGCCAGAAAAGAAGCAUUUCCGAUUGUUUGCCAGAUGGAGACACGAAGGAGAUGAGGAGGUCGUUGAGAAGCCAGAUGCCUAUGCAUUCGCUCCAGAAGUCUACGAUGGACCCCUCGAUGAUAUCCAUCCAUCUGAAGAAAUCGAACAUGGCCCACUAGAUGCUGUUCCUGGACAAUGGCAGUAUUCAAAACUCUCAACACCAGCCGCUACUCUCGAGAAGAAAAUCAAAUAUCCCAAAAAAAUCAAGGUCGAGUCUCCGGAAGAACUAGAAACCAGAGAAGUCCGUCUGAUCGCUAGAAUCAGAUCCGAGGAAGAUGAUGAACCAGUCGCGGAGCCAAUCAAAGAGAAAAAGAAGAGGGACUCGAAGUCGAAACUUCCAGCUUUUGGAUUCUUCUCUAAAACUACUAAGACCACUGGCACUGGCUACCCAGAGACUUCUGAAACCUUCGUUGGCCACUUGGACACUACCAAACGUGUCGAAGACAUCGAAUUUUCGUACUUCGAAUCUCCAGAACAUCCAGAAUAUUCUCCAAAAGUAGUCGUUGUUGAGACUCCAGAAGUUCCGCAGGAAUCUGAAAACAGACUCUACAGACUGAUUGCCAGAUGGAGACACGAAGGAGAAGAAGAUGUGGUUGAGAAGCCAGACAAGUAUGGAUUCUCAACUGAAGUUCAUGAUGGACCACUCAAUGAUAUUAGACCAUCUGGAGAAAUCGAUCAUGCCCAACUGGAAGCUUCUCCAAGCCAAUGGGAAUAUUCUAAACUCCCAACUCCAGCUGCCACUCUCGAGAAGAAACACAAGAAGGCCAAGUCUCCAAAGAAAGCUAAGAUUCCAGAGCCCGAAGAACCAGAAACCAGAGAAGUCCGACUCAUCGCUCGUAUUCGAUCUGAAACCGAGGAGGAUCUUGCUCCAGAAGUUGACAAGGAAGCAAAGAAGAGAGAUUCCAAAUCGAAACUUCCUGGUUUCGGAUUCUUCCAUCGAACGUCUUCAACAUCGCAUACAGAAGCUUCAGAGCUAUAUACUGGAAACCUUGAAUCGACUGGCAGAGCUCUCGAGUUGGAGACUUCUGCAUUUGAACAUCCAGAAAUUCCAGCUUACUCUCCAAAGAAGGUUGUGAAAGAGGAAUCAGAAUCUCCACAGAGGUCGGAGAACAGACUCUACCGUCUUAUUGCCAGAUGGAGACACGAAGGAGAUGAAGACGUCGUUGAGAAGCCAGAUGCUUACAAGAUGUCUUCUGAAGUUUAUUCUGGAGAAUUGGAGAACAUUGGACCAUCUGGAGAAAUCGAUCAGUCUCCACUCGAGGCUCUUCCUGGACAAUGGGAGUACUCAAAACUUCCAGUGGCCCCAGUUGCUACUCUUGAAAAGAAGACCAAGUCUCUAAAGAAACAAAAAUCGCCGAAGAAGGAGAAGACCCCAGAACCAGAAGAACCAGAAAGCAGAGAAGUCCGUCUUAUUGCCAGAAUCAAAUCACAGCAAGAAGUCGAGCCAGUUGUCGAGCCAGUCAAGGAGAAGAAGCCAAAGAAAGAAUCAUCUUCCAAAUUUGGAUUCUUCAGUCGAUCAGCCAAAAAGACUCCUGCCGGUUACCCAACAACUUCAGAUGCUUUCUCAGGAGAUCUGGAUACAACUGAUCGUUCCCAAGAUCUCGAAUCAUCUCCAUUCGAACACAAGGACAUCCCACCAUAUGUUCCAAAAUCCACCGAUGAACAAUCUGGUCUUCCACAAUUCCUCGAGGAGAAAAAACGGUAUCGUCUCAUCGCCAGAUUCCGUCACGAAGGUGAAGAAGAUGUCGUUGAGAAGCCAGACGCCUAUGGAAUGUCUUCUGAGCUCUAUUCUGGACCACUUGACGAUAUUCAUCGUGUAGUCGAGUUGGAUCAAGUGCCAAUCGGAGACUACUCAACUGUUACUCACCAUGGUGAAUCAUGGAGAGUUGAAAAGUUGACUACUCCAGUUGCCGCUCUUGGAGAGCCAGAAGAACCAGAGAAGAAGGAGAUUCGGUUGAUUGCCAGGAUCAAGACACAACCGGAAGAAGAGCCAGUUAAGGAGAAGAAGCCAAAGAAGGAAUCUUCUUCCAAAUUUGGAUUCUUCUCCAAGACCGCCAAAAAGACUCCUGCUGGAUACCCAACCACUUCUGAUGUCUUCACUGGAGACUUGGAUACCACCGAUCGUAAUCCAGAAAUGGAAGGAUCUUCAUUUGACCAUCCAGAGUAUCCUCCGUACGUUCCAAAGCCCAACGAGGAAGUUCCUAAACUCCUUGCUUCAACUGAAGAUCCAUCCGAAACCGAGAAGAAACAUUUCCGAUUGUUUGCCAGAUGGAGACACGAUGGGGAUGAAGAUGAGGUUGAGAAGCCAGACAAAUAUGGAUUCUCGUCUGAACUCUUCGAAGGAAUGCUCGAUGACAUCCGUCCAUCUGGAGAAAUCGAGCAUGCACCACUGGAAGCUGUUCCAGGACAAUGGGAGUAUAGAACAAUUCCAGCGUCCCCAGUGCCAAGUCCAGUGAAGAAAGUCAAGUCUCCAAAGAAGGAAAAGACUCCAGUAGUAGAAGAACAGGAGAAGAAAGAGAUUCGUCUGAUUGCAUACGUCAAAUCUGAACCGGAAAAUGAACCAUCUGCUGAGCCAGUGAAAGGGAAGAAACCGAAGAAGGAUUUUUCCUCCCGUUUCGGAUUCUUCAGUCGUUCCGCCAAGAAGACUCCUACUGGAUACCCAACAACCUCUGAUGCUUUCACGGGAGAUUUGGAUACCACAGAACGUGCUCGAGACAUGGAAUCCAGCUCAUUCGAUCACCCAGAAUAUCCAGUUUAUGCUCCGAAGAUUACCGAAAUCGAGACUUCAGAAGUGCCAGCUGAGCCGGAGAAGAAACGCUAUAGACUGAUUGCCAGAUGGAGACAUGAGGGAGAUGAAGACGUUGUUGAGAAGCCAGACAAGUAUGGAUUCUCAACUGAAGUUCAUGAAGGACCACUCGAUGACAUCAGACCGUCUGGAGAAAUUGAGCAUUCCCCACUUGAAGCUGUUCCUGGACAAUGGGAAUCUUGGAAGGUUAAGAAGUCAGCCAGUCCAGUUGUUGAGAAGAAGACCAAGUCUCCGAACGAAGUCAAGGUUGAAACUCCUGAAGAACCAGAAAAAAGAGAAGUUCGACUCAUCGCCAGAAUCAAGUCAGAACCAGAACAUGAAUCAGUUGUUGCUCCAAUUAAAGAAAAGAAGCCGAAGAAGGAAUCAUCUUCUAAAUUUGGAUUCUUUUCCAAAACCACCAAUACGAAGAAGACUCUUGUCGACUAUCCAGAAUCCGAUGUGUUCACUGGAGUGUUGGACAAGACUGAAAGAUCACAAGAUCUCGAAGGAUCUUCAUUCGACCACCCAGAAUAUCCGGCUUAUGCUCCGAAGGUUACUGUCACCGAGACUCCAGAAAUUCCAGCUGAGCCAGAAAAGAAACGCUACCGACUGAUUGCCAGAUUCCGACACGAAGGAGACGAGGAUGUGGUUGAGAAGCCAAACCCAUACGCGUUCGCCGACUCUGCCUACGAUGGACCAUUGGAAGAGAUUUCUCGUGAGAAUGAAAUCGAACAGACUCCGAUCGCAGAUCACGCCAAUGUCUAUGCGUACGUAGAGAAGGAUGCGAGACCAGCACUCCCAAUUGUCGAAACGAAGAAGAAGUCACCAAAGAAGAUUAAGAUGGAAGAACCUGAAGAACCGGAAAUCAGAGAAGUCCGUCUGAUUGCUCGUAUCAAGACAGAGCUAGAAGAUGAACCAGUUGUUGAGUCGGUUAAGGAGAAGAAGCCAAAGAAAGAAUCUUCCAGAUUUGGAUUCUUCUCUAGAUCCAGCAAGACUCCAGCCGAUCAGCCAACUACACCGGAACUCGAGACUUCUGAAGCUUCAGCUGAAACUGAGAACAGACUCUACCGCCUCAUUGCCAGAUGGAGACAUGAAGGAGACGAAGACGUUGUUGAAAAGCCAGAUGCAUACAAGAUGUCUUCAGAAGUAUAUUCUGGAGAAUUGGAGAACAUUGGACCAUCUGGAGAAAUCGAUCAGUCUCCACUCGAUGCUCUUCCUGGACAAUGGGAAUACUCAAAACUUCCAGUGGCCCCAAUUGCUACACUUGAAAAGAAGACCAAGUCUCCAAAGAGGGAGAAGACUCUAGUAGUAGAAGAACCAGAAAAGAAGGAAAUUCGUUUGAUCGCCUACGUCAAGUCAGAGCAGGAACACGAUCCACUGGUUGAGUCAGAUAAGGAAAAGAAGCCAAAGAAGGAAGGAUCUUCCAAAUUUGGAUUCUUCUCCAAGACCACCAAGACCAAGAAGACUCCUGCUGGAUAUCCAACGACUUCCGAUGCCUACACUGGACACUUGGAUACCACGGAUCGUAAUCCAGAAAUGGAAGGAUCUUCAUUCGAUCAUCCAGAAUAUCCUGCUUAUGCUCCAAAGAUUACUGUCACCGAGACUCCAGAAGUUCCAGCCGAACCAGAGAAGAAGCGGUACAGACUGAUUGCCAGAUGGAAACACGAAGGAGAUGAAGACGUUGUUGAAAAGCCAGAUGCCUAUGCAUUCGCUCCAGAAUUCUAUGAUGGACCACUCGAUGAUAUCCGCCCAUCUGGAGAAAUCGAACACGGUCCAUUGGAUGCUGCUCCAACCAAAACUCAAUACUCGAAGCUCCCAGAAAGCCCUCUUGUUCAAAAGAAGAUCAAAUCUCCCAAGAAGAUCAAGAUGGAGGAACCAGCUGAGCCAGAAAAGAAGGAGAUUCGUCUGAUUGCCAAAGUUAGAUCAGAGCCAGAAGAUGAACCAGUUGUUAAGUCGGUUAAGGAGGAGAAGCCAAAGAAGGAAUCUACCAGAUUUGGAUUCUUCUCUAGAUCCAGCAAGACUCCAGCUGGGUAUCCUACAACUUCUGAUGCUUAUUCUGGAGAUUUGGAUACUACUGAUCGUGUCUAUGAUAUGGAGCAGUCUUCAUUCGACCAUCCAGAAUACCCAGCAUACGUUCCAAAAGUUACUGUCACCGAGACUCCGGAAGUUCCAGCUGAGCCAGAUAAGAAACGCUACAGACUGAUCGCCAGGUGGAGACAUGAGGGAGAUGAAGACGUUGUUGAGACGCCAGACAAGUAUGGAUUCUCAACUGAAGUUCAUGAUGGACCACUCGAUGACAUCAGCCCAUCUGGUGAAAUCGAAAAUUGCCCACUUGAAGCUGUUCCUGGACAAUGGGAAUCUUGGAAGGUUGAGAAACCAGCCAGUCCUCUUGUUGAGAAGAAGACCAAGUCUCAAAAGACGGUCAAGGUUGAAGAACCAGAGGAGCCAGAAACCACAGAAGUUCGUCUCAUCGCCAGAAUCAAAUCAAAGCCAGAAGAUGAAUCAGUUGGUGCUUCAAUCAAGAAGAAGCCAAAGAAGGAAUCAUCCUCCAAAUUUGGAUUCUUCUCCAAGACCACGAAGACCAAGAAGACUCCAGCUGGUUACCCAACUGCUUCUGAUGUCUUCACUGGGGAACUCGACACCACUCUUCGUAACCCAGAAAUGGAAGGAACCUCAUUCGAUCAUCCAGAGUAUCCUCCAUACGUUCCAAAGCCCAACGUUGAAGUUCCUGAACUCCUUGCUUCAACUGAAGAUCCAUCCGAAACCGAGAAGAAACAUUUCCGAUUGUUUGCCAGAUGGAGACACGAUGGGGAUGAAGAUGAGGUUGAGAAGCCAGACAAAUAUGGAUUCUCGUCUGAACUCUUUGAAGGAAUGCUCGAUGACAUCCGUCCAUAUGGAGAAAUCGAGCAUGCACCACUGGAAGCUGUUCCAGGACAAUGGGAGUGUUCGAAACUUCCGGUUUCUCCAGUUGCGACACUCAAACACAAAAAGGCCAAGUCUCCGAAGAAGGAACUGAUUGAAGAGGAUCCAGAGAAGAAGGAGAUCCGUCUGAUAGCCUAUGUCAGGUCGGAAGAACCAAAAGAGGAAUCAGUUGAAGAGGAGUUGAAGGAGAAGAAACCAUCAAAGUUCGGAUUCUUCACUCGCUCUCCAAGAUCUUCCAAGUCGACUGACCAACCAUCUGAGCCAACCUACGAAGGACCACUGGAUGAAACUAUCCGAUCCGAUGAGUUCCAAUCUUCGCCAUUCGAGCAUCAAGAGUUUGUCACCUCUACUCCAGACGCUGCUCAUGAGGAAAAGAAGCCGUUCAGAUUCAACUGGUUCGCCAGAUGGAGACAUGAAGGUGUUGAAGACGUGGUAGAAAAGCCAGAUCCCUAUGGAUUGUCUCAUCAUGUCUACGAAGGAUCAUUGGAUGAUAUCCGACCAUCUGGAGAGAUCCAACAUGCUCCAUUGAGUGAUUACUCGGAGUUCCAAGGAACUGGAGAGUCGUGGAAUUGGUUUGUGAAGAAGGCGAAGAAGGAGAAGAGGGCAUCUCAGCCAACGACUCCAGAACCAUCUGACGUCAAGCUGGUCGCAAGAAUUCAACCUCUGGAACACGAGGAGUCUCCUGAAAAGGCUUCACCAACAAAAGACCGUUCCCGUGCUGCCUCUUUCAACAUCUUCCAUCGUCACUCCAAGACUCAAGGGUAUCCAGAAACAACUCCAGUUUACGAAGGAGAUCUUGAUGUGUUUGAAAGAACAGAAGAUGUUGAGAAGUCGUCAUUCGAGAUGCGGGCCGAUUAUCCAGAAUACUCACCCAAAAAGAGUAUUCCAGAAUUUCCUGACGAGCCACCACAACAGAGUCGACUUCAUCGCUUGAUCGCUAGAUGGAGACACGAAGGAGAGGAGGAUGAAGUUGAGAGGCCAGAAGGAUACGGUUUGUCUUCUGAAGUCUAUGAUGGACCACUGGAUGAGAUGAGACCAUCGUUCGGAGAAAUGGAAGAUGUUCCACUGUCCCAAUAUUCGGAGUUCCAAGGAACUGGCGAAUCGUGGAAUGUGGUUGCCAAGAAGUCACCAAAGGCUUCGAAGCGACAGAAGGAGGUUACUCCUGAACAUGAAGAAUCCACUCCAUUCCGUCUCCGAUUCCUCAGUCUUGCCAAGAAGACCCCAUCAGAAUAUCCAGCCACGUCUCCAACAUACGAAGGACCAUUGGACUUGACUAGCCGUUCAGAUGAGAUGGAACCAAUGCCAUAUCUUCAUGGAACCGUUCCACGAUACUCUCCAAAGGUCACUCCAGUUAGAAAGAUCCAGAAGAUCGUUGAGGAAGAACCCAAAAAGUACCGCUUGAUCGCCAGACUUCGCCAUGAAGGAGAAGAAGACGUCGUUGAAAAGCCAGACGCCUACAAGAUGUCUUCUGAAGUCUUCUCUGGAACUCUGAACGAAAUGAGCAAGAAGCAAGAAUUGGAUACAGUACCCAUCAAAGAUUUCUCAGAUGUCAAGCAUUCUGGAGAAUCCUGGACGCUGAAAGGAGUUCGUCAAGUCGCUCGAGUUCCACCUCAAGCUCCAGAACCCUUCCGAUUCCGAUUCUUCUCCAAGGGAAAGAGCUCUGGAUACCCAGCAACGUCUCCAACCUACGAAGGACCUAUGGAUGUUACCGGAAGAGCUCAGCCAUUGGAGCAUGUUCCUUUGGAAGCUAGAGAGAUUCCAAAGUACUCUCCAAAGAAGCAGGAAGACUCCAGGACUGAAGAGGAACCGAAGAGAUAUCGAUUGAUUGCAAGACUGAGACACAAUGGAGAUGAAGAUGUCGUUGAGAAGCCGGAUGCCUAUGGAAUGUCUUCGGAAGUGUAUUCUGGAGAAUUGGAAAAGACUCAUAAGAAGGAAGAGCUCACAGAGAUUCCACUGAACCAAAAAUCUUCCGAUGGAUCAGAAGAUCUUGAGAAUGUUCCACCUCGUUCUUCUCGCUUCAGUUUCCUCCGACCAACUCCCAAGACACGAACGACAUCCUAUCCAUCUACGUCAUACUCUGGACCUCUAGACACCACUGACCUAAAUUUGGACUUGGAAGAAAUGCCACUCGAUGUACCCUUCUUGUCACCAACACCAAUCAUCCGGAAGUAUCGCGUGAUUCAUAGAAAGAAGCAUUCUGGAGAACAAGAUGAGGUUGAGCCAAGAGAUCUCAAUAGGGUAUUCUAUUCAUUCCCCGUUGCGAGAUAUAACGGUCCGCUAGAGAUGACGUCACCGGCUGAAGAGGUGCCAGAAGUGUCGAUUCUGAGGUACGCAAGAAAGUAUCAUAACGGAUCUAGCUCCACGUACCUUUGGCACUUGUUAAAUAGAAGAUCAAAAGAGAUUGAGGAGAAGCAGCCAAAACAGCAAAAGAUUGUUGAAGAGAAGAAGGAUAUUAAAUUGAUAGCCAGAGUACUGCCAAUGCAGAAGACUCCAGAAGAAGAAGUGAUGGAAUUGACUAAGGAAGAACAAGCAGUUCACGAAGCAUUGGCUGAAAGAGCCGUCGAGCCAGUUGACUACACAGCCAGCACUCUCAACGCUAUCAAUUAUAUUCCAUCCUCGUUGACCUACAAUGUUCCAAGACCAGCAAGAAUCGAAGGCCACACUGUUUCCGGUGAUUGCUACGUGGAAAUCAGACACGAGAGACGAGCCGAAGUGCAGUUGGAGCCGGCGUAUGUGUUGCGCGAGGCGACGAGACGAAGCCACGCCUACCUCUCAACGGCCACCGCUGUUUUCUCUGGACACUCUGAGCCCUCUGCCAGUGCAUCGGCUACGACAACAAGCCAUCAUUCUGUGGUUGUUCCCAGUUUCGUCGGUUCGGUAUCUGAAGACGAGACUGGACUGCAUCACUUCUCCUGGACACCUCCUACUCGCAUGUCACCGCAGCCACCUGAGAGAAUGUCAUUUCUGGCGAGACUCGGGUUCAAGCGUGACAAGAGCAAGAAGAAGGACAAGAAGAAGAGCAACGGUGCCAAUAAGAAGGGCGAGAACGAGACGAGUGGUGAGACAUCGGACAGCGAGCACGACGAGAAGCGAGAGUUCGCCGUUGUUGAGUAUGAGCCGCAUGCUCCGCCCACUUCUCAUCAACAAGAAACUGCUCCUCCGCCGAAAAAGCCCGAACAUCGAACACACAAAUCGCCUGGCAGACGGUUGGAUGAGCCAAUGAACGAGGUUACUGUAGUGGUGACGUCAUCGGAGCAGCCGAAAGAGCUGAAAAAUACGAAAGAAGUGCGACACGAGACGCGCGAGCAGCAAUUCCGGCUGACUGGCGAUGGGUAUACGUCUGGUUUCAAUCCAAAUGAUCCGUCACUGAUGGCAACGAUACAACGGGCGGAACGUCUGAACGCCAGCUCGCCACGGUUGGAACACGCCGAGCGCACUUUCACUGUGCGCGCCAAUGCGCCAUUACCGGUCUCUUUCGAGGAGAGCGGCCAACCCUAUACAACGGUGUCUACGUGGCAAGAGACUAGCGAUCUACCGGAACAAGUCGAGGUCUACACUGAUGAGAAUGGCAGACAGAUUACACGAACAGUGAAAUCGUCCCAAGUGAAGCACACUGUGCAAACGCAAUCCUUCCAAAACUACAUUGUCGAUGGAGAUCAAGUGCCAGUCGGUGUUGUUGAUGUGGAGAGAUCUCGUGAACAGUUGACACCACUCGGACAGAAGCCUUCUGGAGAUGAAGCCGGAGGUGAUAGUACUGGAAUUGUGGAGACGCAGACACGCACGAUGACCUAUGAGGCUCAGGGAGGCGAGAAUGCCGCACCACCUGGAUGGGCUGAGCAGGGACUCGGCGAGUACGUCUCAUCGAAAAGUGUGACUCAAGGCAAUCGAACGAUCGAAACGAUCACUUAUAAGACGGAGAAGGACGGUGUCGUCGAGACGCACGUUGAGCAUCGUGUCACUAUUCAUUCCGAUGGAGAUAUCGAUCAUGAUGCGGAACUCUCUCAAGCAAUCAUGGAGGCGACCCAAAUGAAUCCGGAUAUGGUUGUGGAGAAGAUUGAAGUCCGCCAGGAGACUACUCAAUAA